AUGGCCAACUCUUCUGCUAAAAAGCAAGCUAUUGCUAACACGCGCACCUUGGACAAUCUACGCAAGGGAUUCAUGGUGGUCCAUCUUUGCUUUAUUCUCUGGCGUGUUGUGUAUCAUUGGAAUACAUUCCAUACAAGUCAACUGGUGCUCUAUGUUCUCACUUCAGGCGUUUCCAUGUUCAUGUACAGCACACUCGAAUCGACAGGUCGCCCAAGGUAUGAUGCUACUGGUACAUUGAUUUCUCCGGGCGAAGAUAUGAAUGCUGAAGGAUUGACAGCGUACAUGUUUGAUAUCAUUUACGUAACAUGGUUCACUCAAGUGAUGGUGGCAUUUGUGUCGAGCAAGUUUUGGUACACUUUCCUUGUGAUCCCUGGAUACGCUGCAUACAAACUUGGCCCCAUGCUCUUGAACUACUUGAAAGGAAGCUCAUCACCAUCAACGGAAGCUGAAUCGUCUGCUGGAAAAUCUAAGCGUCAAGCCAAAUUGGAAAAGAGAGCAAACAAAGGCCACGUCAAAUAUGUACGAUAA
This is a messenger RNA of Lichtheimia ornata, 528 nucleotides long. RefSeq lists its product as uncharacterized. The transcript is spliced from 5 exons. Gene Ontology annotation, biological process: vacuolar protein processing. The record is from RefSeq and is a predicted model, not a curated record. NCBI's taxonomy places the organism in Eukaryota, Fungi, Mucoromycota, Mucoromycetes, Mucorales, Lichtheimiaceae. Gene Ontology annotation, cellular component: intracellular membrane-bounded organelle. The coding region runs from base 1 to 528 and encodes 175 amino acids.